GUAAAAGCCACUGAGAUUAUGAACUAGAGCUUUCUUUGAGACUUGAAGCACACUGUUAAAGCUGCUGCUCACGCAUUCUUCAUUUUUACAUCCUCAGAGCCAAAGUUUUUCCAAGUAUCAUUGAUGCUAUCCGGAUCGCACAAGAAUUAUCAAUAUUUGUAAUGAUUCACAGUCCAGAAAUCUGCAGAGGAAGCAGCUGUUCUAAUGGAAGUUAAACCUUUCUGCAAUAAACCCAAGAAAGCAAAAUGAGGGACCGCCUCGAAGAGCUCAGAAAACAGGCAAAGGAAGCUGAACUUACAACAGACAACGAAAGCAAAAAAACAAAGCAAACAGGAGGAAACGUGGCCUUUAAAAAGCAGAUCAUCAUUUUUGAAAAGGAACCCGUGAUACUGAUUUUUUUAGUUCAUGCAGAAGGAAUUAAAGAUGAAAUUAACGAACUUAGAAAUGAUAUAAAGAAACUGAGUGAACAAAGCACUACCACAGUGCUUUUCACACGGCGGUUCAGUAUUAUAAAAAAAGAUAGUUCCAACCUCAUUAAAAACCUGAAAGUCCGGGCCGAGUCCAUCCACAAGCAAUUAGAUUCUUUAUCAAAAGAUGCAAAACAGUCAGAGGCAGAGUUUGGAGAAGAUGCAGUUGUUUCAAGAAUUAAGAGAGCACAAUAUUCAUUGUUGUUUCAGCAAUAUCAGAUGGCCAUGUUAGAAUUCAACACUGUUCUAACUAACAAACAAGAAAUCUGCAAGAAAUUCAUGCAGCGCCAGCUUGAAGUUAUUGGAAAGGAAGUAUCAGAAGAAGAGCUAAACAACAUGGUUGAACAUGAUAAGUGGUAUGUUUUCAAUGAAAACUUCCUCACUGACCUCAAAAUUACUAAACAACACAUGUCUGAAAUCGAAUUCCGCCACAAAGAGCUGAUCAGUCUUGAGAAUCAGAUCAAAGAGCUGCAAGAUCUCUUUGUGCAGAUUUCACUUUUAGUGCAAGAGCAAGGGGAUUUUCUAAACAACAUUGAAAGGGCAACGUUGAACACAAAAGAAUACACGGAGAAGAGCAAGGAUAAAAUCAAGCAAGCAGGAAAAUACAUAAAACAAAGUCUAUGCAGAAAGUUGUGUUGUUGGUGUUUCACUUGCUGCAUUUAGCUUUUAUAACUAGACGCAUUACACAUUAGGUCUUAUUUUCAGUACUAAUUUUACAGUGAUAAAUUACUAACUUAAGAUUCAAGUAAUAGGACAUCUGUUAAUAGAAUGCUGAAAUGGUGGUUCAAAUACUGUUACUCCAAGAAAUAAAUGAAUGUACAGCUGAGGAAAGAAUAAAAGUAAAAGUAAGUUAUGUGCUAGCAACCAGGAAGUAAAAACAAAUUAAUGAGUGAACAUAAUUAACAAACAUUGCUAAUCCAGUUUCAAUAGUCAAACUGAGACAGGCAAGUGUGAGGAAUUACAAAACAUAAAUUAUUAUUGGGGAGGCCUGAAAAUAUCAUUGUUAGUUUGACCAAUCUGUUGCCUACUUUUCAGGUAAAUGGUCAGUACAGAUCAGAUUUGUGGUAAAUUGAUGCAAGUUGUAUUUGCAUAUGAGAUUGGUAGACAGUUGCAUUAUUCAUGAAGUGAUUUUCUUGGCAAGCAAGUUCCAAACCAAUGUUUAGCCAAGGGGAAAAACAUAAGGCAAUAAAAGCAGUUAAAAAAUAAAUAAUUUCAACUGAAGAUAUGAUUUGAGAAAGCUUUAGAAUACCACAUAAAAUUUAUAUAUGCCCAGCAGUAAAGUGCCAGUGCUCACCAGUGACCUCAAAGGAACCUUGUCAAGCACCAUAAGGGCUGGAAUCACCUUUCCUGACAUCAGUUAUUCUCAAUUGCCAAAUCUGGAGAUCUCUGAUACCGAGCAACAGGUGAUAUCAAACAAGCUGAAUAGCUAAUCAUUUUGAAGAAUUCUUACACAACCAACCAGAAAGUAAAAGACACAAUUUUUCCACAAAGCUUUUACAGAGUGGAACACGAAGAUUAAAAUAUACACAAGAUUAAGGCAGAAGUUGUAUUUUAAAGUAAUCAAAGUAAUCAUGAGGGAAUGACAGCAGACACAUAUAAUUUUAGUCUUUAGGAGCCACUGAAGUUCAAAACAUCACUUAGGGUUUAGUAUGCUAAUGAAAAAACUCUUGUAAUUCAUACAACAAGAAAUGACCUUUUAGAUUAUUUUUAAAACAUCAAACAUUCCAGAAGUUGCUGUUAGUUUCACAAAUUAAGAGCAGCAAAUACUGACAGUUUUACCUUCACUGUAACUACAAAAAUAAGGGCCAUUGUUCCAUACUUUAAGAUCUUCUAAUGAAAGUAUGAUGCUAUUUAUUAUUUCAAAGCCAUACUGCUUUUCUGAAAACCUGCUGUGGAAUAACAUUUGCCAUUUCAAAUAGGAGAUGAAAGUUUUCUAUGACACCAUCUGAACAGUACGAAAGGCUUCCUGAUGAUGUAAUUAUUACUUAGUACACUCGCAACAUCACAUUACUGUUUUUGAGACCUUGCCUUGGGAUGCCUGGUGUUGUGAAAGGGACGACAGAAAUUCAUGAUUUAUCUUUAUGUUCAUUUGGUAGCUACAGUACU
Molecule: messenger RNA, 2573 nt
Organism: Pristis pectinata (smalltooth sawfish)
Lineage: Eukaryota; Metazoa; Chordata; Chondrichthyes; Rhinopristiformes; Pristidae
Gene: stx19
Product: syntaxin 19
Exons: 2
Coding region: 246-1130 (294 amino acids)
Biological process (GO): exocytosis; synaptic vesicle fusion to presynaptic active zone membrane; intracellular protein transport
Cellular component (GO): presynaptic active zone membrane; plasma membrane; synaptic vesicle
Molecular function (GO): SNAP receptor activity; SNARE binding
Source: RefSeq, a predicted model, not a curated record